Messenger RNA from Olea europaea var. sylvestris, 900 nucleotides. RefSeq lists its product as uncharacterized. NCBI's taxonomy places the organism in Eukaryota, Viridiplantae, Streptophyta, Magnoliopsida, Lamiales, Oleaceae. The record is from RefSeq and is a predicted model, not a curated record. The transcript has 4 exons. The coding region runs from base 269 to 643 and encodes 124 amino acids.
CGGGUUGUUUGAUACUAGUCUCUUCCUCUUACACUUGACAGGAUACAAACGAUCUUACCUUAAAGAUUUCAGGUAGAUAAUUUCACAAAAACCUUAGUUGCUUCUUCUCUACCUGUAACUGCUACUUGCACAAGAAUCCAGAAAUUAAUUCCCGUAGAUAACGCAAGGCCGACACAACGCGUUCGAUAAAAUGCUUGAAAGAGUCCUGCUUUUUGGUUUUCGGGAAUUUUAAUCUAAUCGCUCAUUGCGCUGCUGUUUUUCUUUCAAAAUGUGGAGGAGGCUCUACGAAGGGUGGAAUGAAAUUCUGAAAAUCCAGAAGUUCAGAAGAAUGGUCUCGUAUGCUGGAUUUUACUGUUUUGUCACACUCGUCAGCUACGCCUACACCAACAACACAACCAGAGCUGGAUACUCGAGGGCUGAUCAAUUCUAUGCAUCUUAUCCAGCCGGGACCGAGCUUCUCACUGACACUGAAGCGUUGUAUAAAGCUGCGCUGGGCAAUUGUUUCGAACAAGAGGAUUGGGGGCCGAUUGAAUGGUGCAUUAUGGCAAAACAUUUUGAACGCCAAGGGAAGUCACCAUAUGCAUAUCAUGCACAAUACAUGGCACACCUUGCUUCCCAUGGACAACUUGAUGGAAGUGGCUAGCUGAAGGAUACUUAUAGCAAACCAACACGAGCACGAGAGCUCAAACUACACUGAAGUUGAUCAACAAUUUCAAGGAGAUUCAUGUUGAAGUGUAUCACGUUUCAAUUUUAGAUACCCUUUCUCAAUUAUUCACAAUUGGAAGGUUGCCUGCCGUCGAGAACUUUGUUAAUCCUUCAAUGGAAUGGUGAAUGUGCACCCAUCAAUUGUAACGAUCUUUCAAUUAAUAUACAUUUAUGACAAUUUCAAGAUAUUGUUCA